Daldinia vernicosa is the source of this 798-nucleotide messenger RNA. RefSeq lists its product as uncharacterized. Lineage: Eukaryota; Fungi; Ascomycota; Sordariomycetes; Xylariales; Hypoxylaceae. The transcript has a single exon. Bases 1 to 798 code for a protein of 265 amino acids. The record is from RefSeq and is a predicted model, not a curated record.
AUGUCUACCGUACCGCGAACCCCUUCUCCCCAGCCUAAGGGCUCGUCAGACAGCCCAAAGAUACCCAAAUAUCGUGCUUUUUCUCUUAGCACUCUGAAAGGAAGAUUCAACCAUGGAGUUUCGGGGCCAGUCUCACCUACCAGUCGUGCCAUAGUAAGCCGCUACUUCGAGGGAAUACCGACGCCUACCCCCAACAACCAGUUUAGAGAGCCGUCCCCAUUCUACUUGCCCUCCUCUGUCGUUGGGAGCAAUUCUACUCGCCAUAACCGUCCCAAAGAGCAACAUAACAUGAAACCUACCAAACUAUCUGAAGUUGUGCUACCUCUUCCUCCUUCAGCACCAGGAUCACCUUGUCCUCGGCACAGUCAAGAACAACAGUCGCGUCCAGACGCGACCUCCGAAUACCGCACAGCUAAGGAUGUGCCAAAGAAAGCCUCAGCCCGAGAAUUGAGAGUGAAGAAACUCGACCGUUCGGAAUCCAGAUAUCAUAUUCCUGGUAUCCCUCAUAAGCACAACCACUCUAGAAGCGCUCGGCUCUUGGGCAAGAAACCCUCUUCGAAAAGACUUACAGACAACUCCACGAAGAAGCGAAGGGCGUCUGAAUAUGAAAGUACGGAAAAUAGCCACGGCAAUCGGGAAGAUGAGGGACGGCCCAUCUGCUCAACAGGAAGCGCAAUAGACCAGGAGCCACCAAAGAAACGUACAAAACGACACGCUUCAAACCCCGAAGCCGGUAGUGGUACUGGUCAUCCAGUUCCUAGUCACGGAGAAAUCCACACGCGCCACGGCGCUAAAUAG